AUGUCCAAUCGUGAAAUGACAACGCCAAGGCGAGGAAGACCUCCAGCACCACACAAUCGCAACCGCCAACGUAGUAUCACUCGCGAUGAAAGUAGAAACCAGCAACAGCCGAGUCAAUGGCAACAACAACAACAACAACACACGACAAGCUCGCAAUCAACACCUUCUCAAUCGCGCUACAACUCAAAAGGCAAUGGUAGUGGUGGCCAUCGAGGCAAGUUGAUACCUUCGACUUCAGCAACACAAAGUGAACAGCAACAACAGAGUGGCACCAAUGAAUCGCCUCAUGUCCUUCUACUACGACGUGUUCUCUUUGACGAGGAUGACAUGCAACGACGUACCGCAGCGACCCAACAACUCAUCAAGUCACUCGAGGAAUCUUUACACCAUGGCGACCCUACACAAAUGCAAUACGAGGGUAUGCAGUUAGUCGACAUGUGUAUCUUGAAGCAGCCCAACAUACGGUCUAUCUUGGACUUGAAUCGACCUCAUAGCAGUGGUCUCAAAGCGGCAGCUGUCAAACUUGUCUCGACCCUGGCACUAUGCUCAUGCAGACUCGAUAUUAUUUUCGUAUGGAUCUUUGACUAUUUGCAACGCUGGACAGAUGGUGAUGAUACCAACAAGGCCAAAGAAUUCAAAAUAUGGCUUUUACGUGCAUUGCGUCAGACUAUUGCAGAUGCUUCCAAUGAUCCCUAUUGCAAUCGUCAAUUGUAUGAUUUAUCACCCAACAUUGUCGCCAGUGUCAUCAUGUUCCUCGAUGCAAUGGAUACAUCCGAUUACCUACCAGAAGUCUUGCAAGUCAUUCAAGUCAUCGCAUCAAGCUGUCCUGUGGCAUUCUCGGAUAAAUUUCAGGAUAUGAUGGAUUUACUUGUUGGAUGGCACAUUGAUCCCCAUUUAUCCGAUCAAAGGCGCAACAUGAUAUGUGGACUCUACAAGGAAUUGCACGUGUUUUGGCACAACAGACUCCCUUUUGCAUUCGAGCUAUUGCAACAUUUCCUCAGCGACAUGCACGGUGUCAUUACAGCCAUUGCCUCAGAAGAUGAUAUGGAGAGUGCUCAAUCCAAAUGGAAUGUAUGUGAAGGCUUCUUUAGUUGUUUCCAUGGGAUGCUUCAUGCCAUUGUGCCAUUGCUCUCAACACCCGAAUUGCGAAAAGAUCUGCAUUUGGUGAAUCCACUCUUUGAUCAGCUGCGAUUGAAUACACUGGAGUUCUUGAUGAAAGCGAGGGAGCUCUCACCAAGUGAAAGGUGGAUGGAAAAAUCAAACCAAGUGCUCUUAUCGCUAUUUGCCUCAAAGUCACAGAACAUACGGCAUUAUCAGUGGCAAGUGUACCAAUACUUUGCAUCACAAGCAGUCAAAGGGUUGAAUUCCAAUCAAUUUGCGUAUCUGAAAAUGCUGAUGAAGCUUGUGGAUGAAUGGGGUGUGGGAAUUGAUCAAGCUAUACUUCAAGAUAUUCUCAACGUCGACACAUCGCCACUCUUUCAUUUGCGAGCAAAGUAUCGGCACGACAAACAAUUGAAUUCAGGCACCCUUGUUCUAUUACGUUCUCUGUUACGGUUAUGCGCCAAUGACAGUAGUAUAUGCCUUGCAAUGACGAAUGGAUACACCAGCUUCUUUUUGACUCAAUUGGCAACCAUCAACAACGCCUAUCAAGGACAAAUCAAUGAUGCUCUCGUGUUGCAUAACACACAAGAGGAACUCAAGACGUUUGAUGGCACUUUUCCGGUUGAUGUUCAAGGACCCGACAAUGCGAAUGUGACGGAUGCUGUGGUGGAUGCCUUGUUUAUUGCAUACCUGCUUUUGGAUGCUGCUGCUGUAUGGCCAUCUUCUCGACGACAUCAUUUGCUGGUGGUGUUGCAGCUAUUGACGACAUCGUGGAAAUGCAAAUGUAGCGAUAUCUUUGAUGCCGGCCUGCAGGUGGUGAUCGAGUUUUGCGCAAGUUGCCAUUUUCUUGUCGACAACCACGAUGAGCUUGAUUUGAUCAGCAAACUCUUGUGCGACCUCUUUGAUGCUUGGUCAAUUGUCAAUCUGCGGUCCCGACAAUUGCUGUGUCGAUUCCUUGGAGGUGUUGUGGAUAAUCUCAAGUCAUUACCCGAUAACAUGUCUGCUAUUGAACCGGUGCGUAAUGUUGUCAAGCAUAUGCUGCAAUCCACAAGCAUGGAGAAGGAUAAGGCUUUGAGAGGAGAUAUGAUACGUUUGGCUACCAGCUUUUGUCAAGCAUUUGGCUCAACUGAUCUCGUGGACCCUGCUAUACGAUUUAUGUGGCGUGGCUUGGAUGAUCCAUCUCCCAGCAUUCACAAAGCAACAGCUGACCUUGUGGCAGUUCUCAAUCCAUUUAUUCUCACUGAUACGCCAUUAACCGAGACUAAGGAGAAAAACGCAUUAAAGAAUAUCGUAAUGGCUACUCCGCACACAGGCGCAUUUCGUCCAACGCACUUUGAAAUUGUAAUGAUCAAUCUUGGGAUGGCUGAAUACCUCGUUGGACCUCAUGCAGGAGGCACGAUCAGAGCGCUGGAGAACCCCAAGGAACAACAAACACCUUUUGGAUGGGCCGAACGACUAUUUUACCAUUGCGAUUCACUCAAAAACAUGCGCAACGUCUCGACUUCGCCUGAGCUGAAAAGACAAAUGGAGCGUAUGAUACCAUCCAUCAAUGAUUCAAAGCAGUUCUUAUCUUAUUGGGCCAUGUGGGAGUCCACUCGAUACUGUAUCUUGUCAAGAUUACGUACCCCAUUCGGAGGACCCGAGCACACAUUGGCAGCGUUUGAGCGUAUGCUAUCGAAUAUGGUGUCCGUGGACAUGAGCCAACUAAGAGAUGAUGCUUCUUAUCGGACAAAGCUGGGAAAUCUGUUGCUAUUACUCGAUCGGUUGGAAGUUCAAAUCUACAAUGCAUCGGAUGGCUGUGCAACGAAUGCUUUGCCUUCAGUGCCACGAUCCAGUCUUGCCUUUUUCAGAACCAACAAAAAGACUUGCAGGGAUUACUAUGCAAGGAUUCGACCCAAGAUCAUUCAAGGCGCACAAAUGAUGCACGAUGACCAUUUGCUGAUCCGACACAUUAUUGAAGCUUUGAAAGAACGUGAAGCAGGAUUACAGGAAAAUGCAGCGACGAUGGAUAUCGUGGUUUGGUUCAGUGAGUUUAAUAAGCUCAUGUGUGAAUUUGUUGUUGCAUGCAUCCACGUGGCUGCGGGUGAUUUGAUCAAUGGAAUCCAAUCUUGGUACCGAAGACUUGUUCGCAAGAUAUCACAUUUGAGACCUUCUUUUCAAAACGACUGGACUUUUAUUGGGUUGAUUGGUCCUAUUGCACAAGAUCAAUCGUCGCCCUCUGGAGAUCCUUGCAGCGUCACCUGGUUUCAAGUGGGUGCUAUGUUUGCUUCGGGGCAUCACGAGCAAGCACUCAAAGCACUCGAAUCGAUUCACGUAUACAUGAGCCGAGAUGAUUAUGGUAUUCUGGAUACAUUGGAUAAUCAGGCUCUUGAUUAUUAUACGUACCUUGAAGAUUACGAGGCGAUCAAGCGUGUGUAUGGUAGCAAUGGAUCCAUGUUUAGCAAGAUUCUUUCAAGAGAGUUGAUGAUGUUUGCAUCCCGUGAUACCGAUCAUGAUGCCGAGCCCACAUGUAGCUUGGAGGAUCUCUACUCGUCUAUGCGAACGCUCAAUGUUACUGACAGUCUUCAAUUGGGUCGUCUUGUGAAUUUCCAAAAUUGGUUGAGCAGCAACAAUGAACACCAUGUGGCAGACACCAAAGCAAAGAUUGAUCAGCUCUUAACAUCACGUGCAAAGCUUUCAUUGGAAGGACCAUUGCCUGCAAAGUGCAGCAUUCUCGAGAUGGAACUUGCUCAACACAAAAGCAUUCUUCAGGAUUUGAACAACUACAUCCAACAAGCACCGCACAUCAAACCCGCCUAUGAUAUCCAAGCAACAAAAGCGUGGGGUCUUAUUUGCAGCUACCUUGGGCGAUCAAAUGCAGUGGAUGAUACCAUCUCGGCUAUUCAUUUAUAUGCAGCGAGAGCGGCUCGUAAACAACACAACCUGGAUAUUGCACACAAAUGGUUGAGCAGUAUUUCGAAUGUUGGUGAUACCAAUUAUGAGAUCUUGUAUGAGAAUGUCAAGGUGCUGCUUUUGAGGCAUGAAAGUCAAGCCAACGUCGAAGCGAUGGGGCAACUCAACAAAUUGAUCAUCAACCUCGAAUCAACAACAAACGACUGUGAGAAACAGCCAUUAUACAGCAAAGCAUGUCUCGCUGCUGCCAAACUUCUCAAGGAUGAGAGUGACAGUGGACGCGAUGUUGAGUUAUUGGUCAACCAGAUUGAUUCAUCAUUGACAACAACGCCUAGCACCGAUAUCGACAAUAGCAUUCAACGCAUACAAUCGCCUUCUGAUGAAAUCAUCCAUACUAUGCUCAACAAAUCAAUCAAUGAUGCCACGACCUACAGCAAACCGUGGUUUGUGUAUGCAACUCAUUUCUACAAGCAAGGAUGGAGGAUACUGGAUGAUCUUGCACGUGGUGAUGCUAGCGUCCCAAUUGUGUCAUGGGCCAAGAAUCAAUUCCGUCAAUUGAUGCCAAAUGAUGAAAAUAAUGUCCAAACCGAAAAGCAUCUAUUUGGAUUGAUUCAAAAGCAUGCUGGAUCCACCCAUCUCAAGGAUGAAACGGCUAUCAAUCGUGCGUUGGAUCAGAUUGUGCCUGACAACAAGGAUCAAGUGCUGCCUAUCCUGGAAAAGAUGUAUGCAUCAAUUGUCGAUACCUUCCGGUCAUCUGUCAGUGCCUAUUUCCGAUAUCUUUCCUUGGAUGAAGAGACUCAUCAAGAUAAGGAUGAUUCAGAGGGAUCCACGUCCAUGAUUAUCACCGCUACAUUGAGGUUGCUACGUAUGUUGGUCAAAUACGGCGAUCCAUUGCAAGACGUAUUCUUUGAGCAUAUUGAACGCGUGCGUAUUGAACCAUGGAAACGCAUCAUUCCUCAGCUUUUUGCAAGGUUGAAUCACCCCGCUAGCGUUGUUCAGCAAGUGAUCGGUAGAUUGCUCACAAGAAUAUGCGACGAGUAUCCCCGUGAGAUCAUUUAUGAUGUCAUUGUCAGUUCAUCCUCUUCCAAGACCAAUCAUGAUACCAAACAUGUCCUCGCACGUAUCGCCAACCGUAUGAUGGAUCACAAUGAAGCUCUAUGGACAUCAACACAGCGCAUGGCAGAGGAAUUGGAAAAGAUUACGGUGCUAUGGGAGGAACGAUGGUCGUACAAGAUUGCAUCCCUGGCCUUCAAUGCAAUGGAAUUGUUGGCCAAGCUCGAUCAAGAAGUGGCACGGUUGGAGAACAACAAAGACAACAUGACGCAAGAACAAAUUGAAAAGACAUUCUUCGAGAGUUACGACAGCGUUACCAAAUUUUUGGUUACUUCAAUCGAGAAGUUGCUCAACACCACUAUCCUCGCCACGACAACCAAGACGAUUCACGAGCAAUGGUUCAUUGAUACGUUUGGAAAACAAAUCAUGCAAGCCUAUGAGUUAUUGCAGAAGCCGAAAUCGAUAGCGACGUACCGAGAGGGAUGGGACAUGUUUAUUCGAAUCAAUCGUGAUCUCGUUAUUGAAACGCACAAAGUCCGUAUUUUGGAGCUUGAACACAUUUCACCUUAUCUUGCAUCGUUACGCAAUACCGAGAUUUGUGUGCCUGGAGUAUACGACAUUGACAAUCCUUGCUUUAUCGACUCGUUUGGAUCCAGCGUUGUGGUGCUACCAACCAAGACCAAACCAAAAAAGCUUGAUCUUUGUGGCUCGGAUGGCAAAAAGUACUCGUAUCUUUUCAAGGGCAUGGAGGAUCUGCAUUUGGACGAGCGUGUGAUGCAAUUACUUGAUACCGUCAAUGGCCUCUUGAGUGAAGACAAGGCUGCAGCUUCACGUGAUCUCAAAACAAGAACCUAUGCUGUGAUUCCUCUAAGUGACCAUUCGGGUAUGAUCCAGUGGGUGAAUGAUGCUACACCACUAUUUGCUUUAUACAAGCGAUGGCAGCGUCGGGAGCAAACCGCCCAUGCAUUGAUUACUGCUACCAAUGAUCGUAAUGCUGCAGCUGCUCCACCUGAAGAACAACAACCUCCUCAGCGUCCUACCGAGAUGUUUAUGGCCAAGAUUGAACGUGCGUUGCGUGCUGAAAACUUGCGAAUGACAACGAAUAGACGACAUUGGCCAAAGCAUAUCCUUAAAAAGGUGUUUUUGGAACUUGUCAAAGAGACGCCAGGAGAUUUACUCAGCAAGGAAAUGUGGUGCUCCAGUGCAGAUUCGGUGGAAUGGUUGGAGAAGACGACUUCAUUUAGUCGAUCGUUGGCGGUCAUGUCGGUGAUUGGCUAUAUUAUCGGAUUGGGUGAUCGUCACUUGGAUAAUAUGAUGGUGGAUUAUCAUUCGGGCGAGAUUAUUCAUAUCGACUACAACGUUUGCUUUGAAAAGGGACGACAAUUACGUGUACCUGAACUUGUGCCAUUCCGCCUCACUCAAAACCUCUUCCAUGCUCUUGGGGUUACGGGUGUUGAUGGUGUUUUCCGCACAGCUGCCGAAGAGACGUUACGUGUGUUGAGAAAACACAAGGAGGUGCUCAUGACAUUACUUGAUGCAUUUGUCUAUGAUCCAUUGGUCCACUGGGAAAACGAUGCAGGUGAAACCGAAGAGCGACAAAUGAUGGAAUUGCAAGCCAACUUGGGUCUUGUUGCUGCUCGUCUUGGUGAUAAGAAACUUCAACAUGAAGAAUACGAGCAACAAUUGCCAGGGAUUAUUUCGAGUAUACAGCAACAACUUCAACAAGCCAUGCAAUCUGAACCACAAAACGUAUUGGAUGAGACAAGUGAUGAUGAUGGCGAGGAAGAGGAUGAUGUCGAUGUCGCCAAGAGAAACCUAUUAGCACUCACGGACGAUUGCAAAGCCUGGAAUAUGAAGCACAAGAAUGCAUUGUUAUCAUUGAUCAAGGGAUCAAUUGCUGAAUCUCUCAUGCAAAAAUCAUCAUUGGAUACCGACAUGGUUGCAACGCUAGAGCAGCUGGAUGAUGUGGAUCUUGCAAAACAACUCUCGUCAUGGAUCAAUCAAAGAGAUGGGAUUUAUCACCAAUGUAUGGAAGAAUUGCUUGCCUACAAAAAGCUCGUCCGCCCUGUUGCUGGAAAGUUACUUGAUCAUCAAGAUUCAUGUCGAGUUUGGAAUGCUUUGCAAGAUCUCAGUACACAUUCUUUUGCAAAGGAGAAAAUGGCACAUAUCCAACAAGUCUUGCAACAAGGUCAUAUUUCUCGUACAUUACAAGCCUUACAGAGUCGUGCAUUCAACUUUGCUAGCCACAUAUCCCAAACCGCUGAUAAGAUCGACGAAAACAUCCAAAGACUCGAUCCGCUGGAAGACAUUGCUGUGAUGGAGAUAGAGGAGGAUGCUACUGCUCAGCUACAAGAGUCAUUGCAAGAAUCAUUCAUCGCAUUGGAUGGUGCGUUCCGAAGAUUGGAUGUUGACGGCGAUGAAAAUACCGAGGAAGCAAAUGCACACUUGGAUUUGUUACCAGUUACGCUGCAAAGGGUUGAAUCUUGCUGUCAUCUCGGAAGCUUUGGUCAAUCAACUUAUAUCCGUGGACUACUUGUAUUGUCAGCUGCAUUGGAAGGCCAUAUGGAUCUUCUUCAGACGUGUCUUGGGGACCAGCUAUCACCGUACGAGACAAAUGCAUUGAAAUCAAUUGUACCAUGUGCAGCUGCGCUGUUUAAGGUGGAAGAUACAUGCAUGACCAUUUGUGGCACGAUCCUCAAGCAUCUCUUGGCUGGUGGCGAUCAGGGGCAAAUGGCGGUGUUUGAAUUACAGAAGGCGUUAAUGCAAGGCACUGACAACAUCCAGUCGAAUGAUCAAGCGAAUGCCCUUUACAAAUCCAUAAUGGCAUCUUUUGAAGCGAUCGAUCACUUUUGUUCAGUGCUCAAGGAUACGCCACUGGAUAUUUCUAUCGAAGAUAUGGAUAUGGCACUGGAUACGUAUGCGAACAACAAGCGACAGCUCGUUUUUUGCAUUUUGGGAGAGUGUGUCAAGCAUGUGCAAGGUCUUCCAACGCAAGGGUGGACAUCCUAUACCAUAUCUUCUUGGGCAAUGACGUACAAUGCUUCUGUUGCAAUGCAUGCCAAGCAGCUAUCAAGCACUGUUACCAGUUCUCUAUUCCUUCCUUUUAUCUCUGCAUUAUUACAGUCAAUGAGGCAGCAGCAGCUUGGUCGCCGUUCUGAUGAGCAACAACUGGAUACAGAGCAGCGCACGAAGAUCUCUCAUCGUAUACAGCAAGUGGUUGUGGCUCAUGCAAGCAAGCGUAUGAUGGAUAUUGGCUAUGAUAUAAAGGCUGGAUACAAUACUUGUUUGGAUAUCUACAAAAGCGACAUUGAUCGAUUCCUCUGGUACAAUGCUCCCUACUUGCAAAGCGAGCGGCCUUUGUUCCCCAACCAGUUGCCUGCACAAAUGGCGGAUGGCCCAGAGCGUCUUCAUUACCUUGGUAACGGUUUACAAGCCUUGAAUGAUGCGUUGUCACAAUAUCAGGCACCAGCAGUACAGCAGCAAUGGCAGCAAUGUCAUCGUGCCGAGCUCGAAAAGUGUGCAAACCUUAUGGACUUUUACAACGCGAUCAAUCACUUGGAGAAUUGCAGAGAAGGAUACACCCAAGCAAUGAUUGUCAACGAGUACAUCAACAACCAAUUGCAGACAUUGAUGGCUAAUCAUACAACCGAAAACGGGCCAGCAGCUAUAGCGGAUGAGACAUCACAGCCCAUUCCAUCCGAGUCCCUUGAGGAGAUCCGUGCGGGAUUAUCAAAGGUCAAUGAGCUACUCGCAACUCUUAAAUCGCCUUUGGAUGGAAUCGUUUCUUUAUUGGAAUCAAUCACGAUUAUCGAAGUUGAUGACAACAAUGAGCUGAAACCGAUUCACCAGAAUGCAAAGGAUACCCUGGAUCAAUAUCAUGCGAUCAAAUCGAGUCUAAAGAGUAUAAGCAAAGCAAGGCAUGGGGAUAAUGAUUGGACGUAUUCGAGUAUGAGCAAAAUGAUCGCUGAGAUGGGUGAAAGAAUCCAAAACUUGUUUGCUGCUUUCCGUGCACUCGAAGAAUUUGGAUUGGAACGUCAAGGUGACGAGCAAAAACAGGCAUCAGAGCCACAUGAAGGAGGUCAUACGACUAGUCAAGCUUUGGAGACAAGCAGCCUAUCGAGCCCCGCAGGAGGUGAAAAGUCAAAUCAACGCCGUUACUCGGAUGCAGAAGCUGUUGAUACCAACCAUCAAGAAACCGCCUAUACGAGUGCAGCAACACAGCGACGCGAUGCACAAGUACUUGGUAUCAUGAGAAGAGUGCGCUCCAAAUUGGAAGGAAGGGACUUUGGCGUGCAACACAAAAUGAGCGUGCAUGAGCAGAUUGCCAAAACAAUUGAACAAUCAUUGUCAGUGGAUAAUCUUUGUGCCAUGUAUGAAGGCUGGACGAGUUGGGUAUAA
This is a messenger RNA of Lichtheimia ornata, 9444 nucleotides long. RefSeq lists its product as uncharacterized. The transcript is spliced from 34 exons. Lineage: Eukaryota; Fungi; Mucoromycota; Mucoromycetes; Mucorales; Lichtheimiaceae. The coding region runs from base 1 to 9444 and encodes 3147 amino acids. Gene Ontology annotation, cellular component: nucleus. Gene Ontology annotation, biological process: phosphorylation; nuclear-transcribed mRNA catabolic process, nonsense-mediated decay. Gene Ontology annotation, molecular function: protein binding; protein serine/threonine kinase activity. The record is from RefSeq and is a predicted model, not a curated record.